Gordionus sp. m RMFG-2023 is the source of this 4548-nucleotide messenger RNA. RefSeq names its product exostosin-3-like. The transcript is spliced from 12 exons. The record is from RefSeq and is a predicted model, not a curated record. Gene Ontology annotation, cellular component: membrane. The coding region runs from base 263 to 3592 and encodes 1109 amino acids. Gene Ontology annotation, molecular function: glycosyltransferase activity. NCBI's taxonomy places the organism in Eukaryota, Metazoa, Nematomorpha, Gordioida, Chordodea, Parachordodidae.
UCUGAUUAUGGGGAUAUGGAGAAAUGUUUUGCAUAGAUAACAAUUUCCAAGAAAUGCACACGUUCUUUAUAUAUGAAAUAAAAGGCUAACUAAUUUUCCCGUUUUUUAUGCGAUUCACUCAUAUCUUCUAUUCUGCCAGAAUUCUGUUUGCCAAAUUUAAAUAUACUUAUUUAUUCACGAACAAGUUGAUAUUUCGAGAAAAAAAAGCAAAAAAAAAAUGAAUAGUUUUACAUUCGAUAAUCGUGGAUAAAAAAAAAUAGAUAUGAAACCAACCCGUCGUAACUCUUUUUCCCUCAACGCUUCGCUGAUUCGCGUGGUCUACAAAAUUCUAAUUCAUCAAACUCGCAACUUUACCUCCCAACCAUGGAAUCGCACCAUCGUUUUCAUCUUGACCUGCGCAUCCCUAAUUUUCACGAUCCUUUUCUUCGUAGCCUCUUACUUUACUUGGCGAUCUAAGGCCAUCUUCCAAAACAACAUAGUAUUAGACAUGGGAGGGGACACAAAUAACGAUAAACCGAGCGUAGAUAAUUGGGAUAGUUGGCUUAGCGCUCGCUCGGAAAUGGCCAAUAAAGGGGAAAACUUGGGGGGAGAAGAACCGCUAGAGGACAGGGAAGAGAGAACUCUGGCUAUGCUCUACUCCUUCCUGGAGAAGGAAGAAAGAUUGCAAAGGCUGGAGGCUGCCGACGCCCCAUAUUUGUAUUCGGAUUAUGCUAACAAAAGGCUAGGUAUAAAUAAUAAUAAUAACGAAGGGUUGAAUAUUCCAGAUAAUCUUACACCUCGCACCUUGCUCAAGCGCAUCAAAAAUUUGCUGCGCAUAAAAUCGUCCGUGGCCGACCAGAUCAGGAAUAUACAGGACACAAAAUCCCGGGCCGAGAUGGAUAUGCAAGCAUUUCAAGAACAAUCCCUUACGAGUAAAGCUGAGGUGGAGAAAGCUCGGGCAAGCCUAGCCAAUAUGGAGGAAAGAAUCAGGGAGGCCAAAUUCGUGCUUGAGGAAGAUGUGGAUCCUAGGGAUAACGCGGGACAAUUCUGGAAAAAUACCCGAUCCUUGGAUGGGUUGAAGGAGGUUAUCAGGGAAUCUACGAUAGCUCUGAAACGGGCUCUAGAUAAAAAUAUUUUCCUGGUGCAUGAUAAUCAGAAUCCUAGCAGCCUUCCUCCUUGCACUAUGUCAUCCUGUUUUGACCACAGCUCCUGCCAUUUAUCAGUGAACCCCAUCAAUGGAAACCCUAAAUUACACCUCUACGAUACCGCUAACUCCCCGGCUUAUCUAGAUUUACUGAAGCAUCUCUCAUACCGCUACGCAAAUUUUACGAUGUCCGAACAGGGAUCAUGGUACUCUACCUUCUUUGAUUACAAUCGAAAUUCGGUUUCGGAAUCUUUAGACGAUUCGCCCAUCAGUUCAGACCCUAGAGUAGUAGCUGACGCCUGUCUGCAUUUAAUAAUACUGCCAGAGGAAGCCUUGAAUGAUGGUUUUAUGGGAGGAGGGGAUGAGGACUAUGUUGGAUUAAUGGUGGAGAAGAUCGAAAGUUUGGAGUAUUGGAGAAGUCACGCUGGCAAAGUUAACAAUACUUUCGGUGCCAAUCAUGCUUUCAUAUUCGUUCCCGCCAAUCAUAACGGAUUGUCGAUACCUACAUCCAUAUCCUACGCCUUAACCACAAUUUUCCAGAAUUCUAUGAUAAUCGGAAACGCUCGCUUAUUUAAUCACCGCUCUACCACAUCUGUUUUUCGUUUCCGGUCUGAAUUCGAUAUAAUAGCCCACCUGCCCCCUAUUUCCGAUAUGGUUUACAAAGAACCGGAAAAUCUUUACAGGAACUACACUUACGAAACCCUUAGGCUUAUUUAUCCGGACAUGCUUCCUAUACGCAAAAUUUUUUCACUCGGCUAUUUUGCACCUUAUGCCACCUCGGUUAACUUUGGUGAUGUCGAUAAUAUGAAAGACGUUUACGAUUACGUGACCAAUUUUAUGCGUUCAUUGAAUCGAACAUUUCCCGGUGAAUAUCUCAUUGCCGAACCUGAUGAAUCGACAGAGGGAAUAAAAGAAAUCUUCCCUAACUGCACGUUUACCCUAUUUCUUUCUGGAGGCCACGACCAUUCUCAACUGACCAAAAGUAUAAUAGAAACUCUCGGAACGGGUUCGGUUCCUUUAGUCCUAACACCUAGUCAUGAUCCCAAAUCAUUUUUCAGAUCAAUGCCAUACUCGGAAUAUUUGGACUGGAGCAAAGCUAUUGUUACUUUUCCCCUGUCACGCGUAUCCGAGUUGCCCAUCUUGCUAAAGACCCAUCUCAUCCCAUCAGAACCUCAUAUAUUUUCUUUGCUCAAAUAUGGUAGGCAUUUAAAACAAACCUAUUUCGUUCUUCCGGGUGGUUCCCCGUUACAACAUCGCAACUUUAACGCUAUCUUGACCAUCCUGAUGGGAAGGCUGGGUCUGCCUUUCCCAUCGGCUAAAAGGGUCAAGGCGGAGUUGUUUUCUCGAGUUAAUGUAUCCGAUUCCCCGGUGCCAGACCCGGAGUUUAUAGAGUACUUGGGACCUAUUUCAACAGCGGUAGAGUUUACGGAUACCGUGAAUUCGACCAGAAGACGCUAUUACAAUUCAUUCCGUUCCAACUUGACUUGCAACUUAUUCGAAAGUAAGGACGCGUGGAAUGAUAUGGGAAAACGAUUAGGUGUCUACCACCCAUCUAUGCCCUGGGACCCUGUCUUUCCAACUGAGGCAAAAUUUAGAAACUCGAAUUACGGCUUUAGGCCAAUCAAUAACGGAUUCGGCGGUACGGGCAAAGAAUUCGCUAAAGCCCUAGGUGGGAAUUACCCCUUCGAGAAAUUCACAAUUGUAAUGCCCACUUACCAGAGGGAAAACUUUUUAUGGAAAUUUUUGACAGCUUUCAAAAAUUUACCUUACCUAGACCGAAUCGUUUUGAUUUGGAACGACCAGGACAGCGAGCCAUCAUCCGAAUUCGAGCUGCCUAACAUAGGAGUUCCAAUAUUGAUCGUGAAAACUAACAAAAAUAGCCUUAAUAAUCGUUUCAUCCCAUAUGACGUCAUUCAAACUGACGCUGUCUUGUCUCUUGACGACGAUUUAUCUCUCCGGCAUGAUGAAAUCAUAUUCGCUUUCAGAGUGUGGAGAGAAUCGCGAGAUAGAAUUGUAGGAUUUCCUGCCAGACAUCACGCUUGGAAUUCCACUUCCAAAAGAUGGCAUUAUAAAAGUAAUCACAGUUGCGAAUAUUCUAUGGUUUUGACGGGGGCCGCUUUUAUACAUCAGUACUACUUUUACAAAUAUUCUUACGAAAUGCCGGCUGUGAUCAAAAACAGGGUGGACGAGAUAAUGAAUUGUGAGGAUAUUGCUAUGAAUUUUCUCGUUUCUCAUAUAACCAAUAAACCUCCGAUUAAAGUUACCGUUAGAUGGACGUUCCGAUGCCAAGACUGUCCGGAAUCAUUGUGGUAUUCCGGAAAUCAUUACGAAGUGAGAAGUGAAUGUAUUAACUAUUUCUCCGCCAUUUACGGUUACAACCCCCUUCUGUAUUCUCAAUACAGAGCAGAUUCUGUCCUCUUCAAAACGCGCGUGCCUAAACACGAACAAAAAUGUUUCGUUUACGUUUGAAAAUAUUGCAUUUAUCGAAAUGAGGAAGGCGGAGAGAGAGGAGUGUGAUAUUUGCUAUUUUGUUUGACACUUUAACGUGAUUACGUUUAAAAUCUGAUUGAAUUUUUGUAAAACUACAAUGUACUAUAAAAUACUACUAUCCCGAAAAGAAGAACUAUUUAUGUGAUACAUUUAUAUUAACGGUCGAUUAACUUACACAUAUUACUUAUUAAAACUUCAAAAUGAUUACAAUCAUUACAUACUUUUGUCUUCAAAAAGGUUUUGUAUUUUUUUUUAUAAAUUUGUAUUUAUUUAUAAACCCAACAUGCCAAUAGAUUAGACCAAUUUUAAUUAUUUGACACAAAUUUUAUUGAUCUCUAGCGUCUUUGCCCUAAAUUUUUUUGAUAAUUGUUCAAGGAACCAAGUCAGGAAAUUGUUGAAAAAUUAAAUAAUGAUAUAUGUCGUAAUUUGAUAUUUUUCAAAUAAAGAGCCGAUGAUGGUAUAUAAUUUAAAAAAAUUAACUAUCAAUAUCGGUAUCGAUAGAAGGUCAGCUGAUAUUGCUGGCUAUAAUAAUUUUAUUAUAGAAUUUUCUGAUUCAAAUAAAAAUUUCAAAUGAAAUUUAAUUUUUUCAAACUAAAAUUAGUUAUUGCUAUUUCUCAACCGGUUAAUAAUUUGCCCAAUUUAAGACUCUUAAGGGCAUAUUUUUCAUUCAAAAAUUUAUUUAUUUUUCCUUUCAGUUUCUAUUACUUUUGAUAAUUUUGAAACUAAAUUUUGUAUUAUUGUAUAAAAAAAAAUAAAAUAAGUAUAAAGGUAAUCUAUUUUAAAAUUUUGAUAUAAAUUUCUAAAUUAUACAAUUAAAUUCUAAUACAAUAAAUUAUAAAAAUAUUAAUUAUGAUUUUUAAAAUAUGUGUGAUUUUUGAUAUUAAUUUCAUUUUACAUUUAGAAUAUUAAAUAAUUUUUCACUAUUCGAUUAGGAU